AUGCAGUUUACAAAAUAUCUCGACAGGACAUUAGUUCUUCCAAACUUCAUCGAGUACCCGUACCCGGAUACGGUCAUGGUACCGUUUGAAAGCAUCUUUCAAGUGACUGAGAUCAGGAAGUACCUGAAAGCAAUCAGAAUGGUAGCGUUCCAACGUGAAGUAAUGCCCAAGUUAUGGCCAAAAGAAAAUAGAACUGCCCUGUGCUGGAGUCCUCGGAAGUCGAUUUAUGACGAAAAUGCUCCCGUCGGAUGCCACGCUAAAGAAGGAAAUCCUUUUGGUCCAUACUGGGACAAGAUUGGAGUGUCGUUUGCUCAUGACGCCUAUUAUGGACAGCUACCCGGUGGCUACGAUUUGACCGUACGUGGGUCGAAAACAGCUUGGCUUGAAAGAUUCCCGCCAUCCCAAUUUCCCGUGCUGGCAUUCCCUUCACCGCCAGCUCCAUUUCCAUCACGUGCAGGCACUUGGGAAUUGCAAAGAUAUCUCAAGUGGUCGUCACGUAUCACAGGCAAAGCGACGCAAUUCAUCAAAGACAAACUUACUCGUCCGUUCGUGGGAAUACAUCUGCGUAACGACAAGGACUGGGAGCGUGUGUGCGAACAUAUACCUUCUACGCCUGCAAGUCAACCUUUAUUCGCUUCUAUGCAGUGUGAAGGACAAGAGAGAUCUGUUCUCCCUUCGGCAAGCACUGUUGUUGAACAGGUGGUCGACGUUGUCGGAAAAAUCGGUGCCCGUUCGGUUUUCGUAUCCAGUGAUAAGGACCACAUGAUUGAGACUCUAAAUGAUGCUCUUCGAGGCCUACGA
Messenger RNA from Cooperia oncophora, 801 nucleotides. NCBI's taxonomy places the organism in Eukaryota, Metazoa, Nematoda, Chromadorea, Rhabditida, Trichostrongylidae. The record is from the annotation of a GenBank genome assembly.